Symbiodinium sp. CCMP2456 is the source of this 988-nucleotide messenger RNA. The record is from the annotation of a GenBank genome assembly. Lineage: Eukaryota; Dinophyceae; Suessiales; Symbiodiniaceae.
GUAUCCGUGGCAGUGCAGUGCUUGCACACGAUUUGCCACUCGAUGGGAGUCCGGACUGUUGCUCUGACCAUCCCACCCAGCCACGUCCUCUCUCGGUCUGCAAAGCAUCGGGCACGUUGGGAGGAAGCCAACCAUCGCCUGCUGAGCUGGUCACAGAAUGUGGGCUGCCACGAAGGCGUCGCCACCUCCAUCGAUGUGGCUGCAAUGCUCCCAGGGGAGGCUAAAGGACACCAUUUCGAUUCACAGUCGGAGAAGCAGCUCGGUGCUGCGCUGGCUCCGCUGCUGAUGCCGCUCCUCCAGUCGCGUGAUUCCCUCGCGCGGCUUCCCAACAGCGCUGGCGGCCCUAUGCCGCAGUUCUUGGAGGUGCCGCGGGUGGCCACUGUGCAGGGUGACCCGUCCACAGGUCGCCAUCUUCGGCUGCUCUUCUAUGGCGACAGCCUGACAGCAGGCUACCAUGCAUCUGGCUGCUUGUUCGCCCCAUAUGCCGAAGCUUUUGGCCGGGCCGCUUCUCUUGGCCCACCAUGCGAGCUUUGGGUGUGCGGCCUAAGCGGCUUGACAGCCGUGCAAUUGGCAUCCAAGGCCGGUUCGGCAAAGAUCCGCGAUGCAGUUCUUCGACAUGGCCCAGGGAUUCGCAGGCUUCUCGAGGAACACGGCCCUUUCGACCUUACCUUCAUCAUGCUUGGAACGAACGAUCUGUCGCGGUUCGAGGCCAGCCAGAUCGUGAUGGCCAUAAAGAAUAUCCAUCACGAGUGCCACAAAGCGGGCUCUCCAACUGUUGCCUUGUCUGUUCCUCCCAGCGGCGCGCUGCUGCGUUUCGAAGAUUUGGUCGAAUGCCGGCAGGACGUCAACGAAGAGCUUCAGGCCUAUGCAAAGCAGCAGUCGAUGGUGACCUACGUGGAGACUGGCGACCUUCUCCCGUUCUCCAGGGACAGCGAGCACUGGGAGCCCGAUGGGCUGCACUUUUCCCGGCGCGGCUCGCAGGCUUUAG